This is a messenger RNA of Elaeis guineensis (African oil palm), 2251 nucleotides long. RefSeq names its product ubiquitin carboxyl-terminal hydrolase 24. Gene Ontology annotation, molecular function: cysteine-type deubiquitinase activity. NCBI's taxonomy places the organism in Eukaryota, Viridiplantae, Streptophyta, Magnoliopsida, Arecales, Arecaceae. Gene Ontology annotation, biological process: protein deubiquitination. The record is from RefSeq and is a predicted model, not a curated record. Gene Ontology annotation, cellular component: cytosol; nucleus.
GCAAACCCUACUUUUUUUUAUCUCGCCGCACCUCCUCCGAUUUACGUAAGCGUCAAUACCUUGGUGCGCUCCGCCUCAGCUCUACUGCGGUCGAUGCUCCGCUCUGGCGGCGGUGACCUGAUCCAGGCGGGCCGGAGAGAGGAAGGCCUCUUUCUUAAACGGUGUUCGCCCUCCUCCCAUCUCGCCCUCUCCUCGCCUCGCCUCCUUUCAUGUCUUCCCUCGGCUUCCCCUUCUCUGCUGGCCUCCUUUGGACCGGGUUCCAAGUACUGAUUUCCUCUCCAUACCAUUCUUCCCCUAUACGGCUCGCUGCCUCCUCUGAUCGACGAAGAAAAGAAGCUCUUUUUGAAAAUUUUCCGUUGUUUAGUGGUGGUUCUUUGGCUCUGCGGUGAGAAUGAGUGAUCACAAGGUCCUAUUAUUUGGGUCAUUCACUGAGGAUGAGACUAGGUUCUUUCAAAGUCAGUUAGUUGAAAACAAUGUGCGUCCUUUGGAGAAGGCAAGAUCGCAGUUUGGAUCUUUAAAUUCUGCUUCUCUAAAUUCAUCUGAUGGUUCCAGUGCUGAACCCAAACAAACUGAUUCAUCUGUAAGUUCAAAGAAUGUCCAAGGUUCAAAGCUGGAUUCGAAGGACGAAAGGACCAAGAAUGAAAAGGCCAAAAUAAGUAAUAAUUUCGAAAGGGAUACUGGGGCUCAAGCAAAUGGAAGCCCUAACUCUUGUCUUUCCCAUGAUAAUGGGAUUACUGAAAAUGGGAGCGAUACUCUAGAUUUAGCUUCUUUGCCAAUAUCUGAAACUGAAGCUGCCAAUACAGAGUUGCUAUCAAGCCCAAAGGUGCAUCAGAAUGGAAUUCAAACACCUAAACACAACAGCAUUUUAGUUGAUUCCUCAGCAGUUGUGAACUCUGUGUUGGAUGUUCCAAAAAUAUCGAGUGAGAAAACAAAAUCGUCUGACGGAAUACUUCCACGAGGCUUAAUAAAUUCAGGAAAUCUAUGCUUCCUUAAUGCAACCCUGCAAGCACUUCUCUCCUGUUCACCAUUUGUCCAGCUUUUGCAAGACCUAAGAAAUCAAAAUAUUCCUAAGAUUGGCUAUCCAACGUUAAAUGCAUUUGUGGAGUUUAUCUCUGACUUCGACAUGCCUGAUGAUUCAAGUGCAAAGAAUAAUGAGAGAGAAGUUCUUGAAACUGGGAAGCCUUUCAGCCCCAUUGUGUUUGAUCCUGUUCUGAAAAAGUUUACCCCUGACUUGCCAACUGGAAUAUCAAGCAGGCCAAGACAAGAAGAUGCCCAGGAGUUUUUGAGUUUUGUCAUGGAUCAAAUGCACAAUGAACUGCUGAAGCUUGAUGGCCAUUUCUCUGGUUCAAAUGGAGGAAAAUUGCCUCUGGUUUCUUAUGCUGAAGAUGAUGGUUGGGAAACUGUUGGACCAAAAAACAAGUCUGCAGUGACCAGAACCCAGAGCUUUGUGCCAUCUGAGUUAAGUGCAAUUUUUGGGGGUCAAUUAAGGAGUGUUGUGAAGGCCACAGGCAACAAGGCUUCAGCUACAGUUCAGCCCUUCCUUCUGCUCCAUCUUGAUAUUUUUUCUGAAGCUGUUCAUACUAUUGAAGAUGCACUUCAUUUGUUUUCUGCUCCCGAAACUGUUGAAGGAUACAGAACUUCAGCUGGCAAGGCUGCGGUGGUCAGUGCUAGCAAGUCUGUAAAAAUACAGACGCUUUCCAAGAUAUUGAUACUUCAUUUGAUGAGGUUUAGCUAUGGAAGCAAAGGAAGCACAAAAUUGCAUAAGCCUGUCCGGUUCCCCCUUGAGCUGGUACUUGGCCGUGAGUUACUUGUCUCUUCAUCAUCAGAGAGCCGGAAAUAUGAGCUGGUGGCCACUAUCACACACCAUGGUAGAGAACCCUCUAAAGGUCAUUAUACUGCUGAUGCCAGGUAUUCCAAUGGUCAGUGGCUUCGGUUUGAUGAUGCGUCUGUCACUUCUGUUGGUGCGAAGAAAGUCCUGCACGACCAGGCAUAUGUUCUCUUUUACAGACAAGUAUAGGUGGUUGAUGUAUUCUUUUUGUCUUGUUGGUUUAGCUAACCUCCAUGUUAAUACAAUUGUGGAAUUUGUGGGCUGAAAGAAACAAAUGCUGGGAAUAUAUGUAAAGCUAAGUAAACUGGAUUUUCCGGGUAUAUCUUCUUGUUUCUUACUCACAUGGUGGAAAAACGAACCUUUUGUAACAUUUUUAAGUGCUUAUUUAUUGUGCUGAUACAUAUAGGAGUGCAUCUUUUUGUC